Molecule: messenger RNA, 1008 nt
Organism: Pangasianodon hypophthalmus (striped catfish)
Lineage: Eukaryota; Metazoa; Chordata; Actinopteri; Siluriformes; Pangasiidae
Gene: emc10
Product: ER membrane protein complex subunit 10
Exons: 7
Coding region: 65-823 (252 amino acids)
Cellular component (GO): EMC complex
Source: RefSeq, a predicted model, not a curated record
UCCGGGAUCUUCAGGAAGUUAUGCUGUACGUCAUUACGCAAUUUCCUGCGCACACACCGGCAAAAUGGCUCCGACGGGAUACUUAUCCUUUGCAGUGGUUGUUUUAACGACUAUUAUAGGGUUUUAUUCAGAAUUUGGGGAUUGUAAUAAUGGCAGAAGGGGGUCUGAUGGCGUGGAGUCGGACCUCGCCGGAUUCUCUGUGCCGCUGGAGCACUCGUUCGAAGUGGACGACGUGCCCAGGUUUCGGACUCGUGGCACGAUCCAGCUGAAGGCCGGGAGAGAGAACAGCGUGGCUCUGUCUCAGAUGGAGCUCUCGGAGAAGGACAGGAGUUUACUCAAGGACGUAGCGGCUGUAGACGGUCUGUACAGGAUCCGAGUUCCUCGUGCGUCUCUGCAGUCAGACAGACAGUCAGACGGCCACCUGAGUGCCUUCGUCAGAGCCUGCUCUCUGGUGGAGUCGCACCUGAGUGAUGUCAUCACGCUGCACACCGACGUCAGCGGCUCCAUCAUCGGCGUCUCCAUAGUGACGGUCCCCGGGGCGUGUCGGGGAGCCGAGGUCGAGGACGACGUGGACCUGGAAACGUUCAACACCACCAUCAGCGUCAUGGCGCCGGUCAACGCACCAGCCCCUGAGACGGCUCUGUUUAUCGAAAGGAUGGAGCAGGAACAGGACAAGAAAGGAAAACCGCAGGAGCAGAAAUCCUUCUUCGCGAAAUACUGGAUGUACAUCGUCCCUCUCGUCCUCUUCCUGAUGAUGUCCGGAGCGCAAGAUCAGUCUGGAGGCGGAGCUAGCGGCGGUGCAGCCAGUGGCGGUGGGCGAUGAUUCCCAUGGCAACAGGGACUGCUGUUCUGCUGCUAUUGGUUUAUAAAUUGUACAUAAUAACUUAAGAAAUGUUAAAUUAACGUAACGCAGAAUUCACAUGCUAAUAAACUAAGAACAUCAUGUUGGAGGAGUUUAACACACUUUGUUUUUACUACUGAUUCAUUGAAUAAAAUGUGCUGAAAUGA